AUGUCCAAAACAUUCUCAGCCGCCGAUGUGGCUUCCCACAACAAAGCCGACAACCUUUACAUCAUCGUCGACGAUGAUGUCUAUGAUGUGACGAAGUUCCAAGAUGAGCAUCCAGGCGGGAAGAAGAUCCUCCAGCGCGUGGCCGGCAAGGACGCUUCGAAGCAAUUCUGGAAAUACCACAACGAAAGCAUCCUGAAGAAAUAUAAGGCCAAAUUGCAAAUUGGUUCAUUGGAUACCAAGAAGGCCGAGGCUCCGCCCACUCCCCCGGCCACACCUCCGGCGGAGGAGAAGCAGCAAAAGGCCCUGCCGCAACCGGAACCGGGCACUGUCGCUGCUGCGCCAGGACCAGCUGUGCAAGAGACUGCGGAAGCCGCCGAGGCGUUGGAACCUUAUGGAUCCCUCAUUCCUUUCGGAGACCCGGCUUGGUAUCAAGGCUACCACUCGCCCUACUUCAACGAAACCCACGCUGCUCUCCGCGCCGAGGUCCGGGAAUGGGUUGAAUCAGAGAUCGAGCCCUAUGUCACGGAAUGGGACGAGGCCAAGAAGGUUCCCGAUACCAUCUACAAGCAAAUGGGCGAACGAGGCUAUCUGGCCGGAUUGCUGGGUGUCAAAUAUCCCAAACACUUGACACCGUACAGGGUCAAGAGCGUGCCACCGGAGAAGUGGGAUCUGUUCCACGAGAUGCUCCUCACCGACGAGCUGUCCAGGACAGGCUCUGGUGGCUUGGUAUGGAAUCUGAUCGGCGGAUUUGGUAUCGGAUGCCCCCCUCUCGUCAAGUAUGGCAAGAAAGCCUUGGUGGAUCGCAUCCUGCCCGGCAUCCUUGCUGGUGACAAGAGAAUAUGUUUGGCCAUCACGGAGCCAGACGCCGGCUCAGACGUGGCCAAUCUGACAUGUGAGGCCAAGCUCUCGGAGGAUGGCAAGCAUUACAUCGUCAACGGCGAGAAGAAAUGGAUCACUAACGGCAUCUGGUGUGAUUACUUCACUACCGCUGUGCGGACGGGCGGACCAGGCAUGAACGGAGUUAGUCUCUUGUUGAUCGAAAGAGGAGAGGGAGUCAGCACCCGCCGCAUGGACUGCCAGGGUGUCUGGAGCAGCGGAACCACCUACAUUACAUUCGAAGAUGUCAAAGUGCCCGUGGAGAACGUGUUGGGAAAGCCCAACAAGGGAUUCCAAGUGAUCAUGACGAACUUCAACCACGAACGCAUUGGCAUCAUCAUCCAAUGUCUCCGCUUCUCGCGCGUCUGCUUUGAGGAGUCGGUCAAGUAUGCGUCGAAGAGGAAGACGUUUGGCCAGAAACUGAUCAACCACCCGGUUAUCCGGAUGAAGUUGGCACACAUGGCCCGUCAAAUCGAGGCCAGCUACAAUUGGAUGGAAAACAUCAUCUACCAGUGCGAGAAGAUGGGCGAAACGGAAGCCAUGUUGAGACUGGGCGGUGCCAUUGCCGGUCUCAAGGCGCAGGCCACGACCACGUUCGAGUUCUGCACGAAGGAGGCCGCUCAGAUCUUUGGCGGUCUGGCGUACUCCCGUGGCGGCCAGGGCGGGAAGGUCGAGAGACUGUACCGGGAUACUUUGGCAUAUAAGAUCCCUGGUGGGAGUGAGGAGAUCAUGCUAGAUCUGAGUAUUCGACAGAGCAUGAAGGUGCACAAGGCGCUGGGGAUGAAGUUGUGA
This is a messenger RNA of Capronia coronata CBS 617.96, 1668 nucleotides long. RefSeq lists its product as uncharacterized. Lineage: Eukaryota; Fungi; Ascomycota; Eurotiomycetes; Chaetothyriales; Herpotrichiellaceae. Gene Ontology annotation, molecular function: oxidoreductase activity, acting on the CH-CH group of donors; flavin adenine dinucleotide binding. The transcript is spliced from 5 exons. Bases 1 to 1668 code for a protein of 555 amino acids. The record is from RefSeq and is a predicted model, not a curated record.